Venustampulla echinocandica is the source of this 609-nucleotide messenger RNA. RefSeq lists its product as uncharacterized. Bases 1 to 609 code for a protein of 202 amino acids. NCBI's taxonomy places the organism in Eukaryota, Fungi, Ascomycota, Leotiomycetes, Helotiales, Pleuroascaceae. The transcript has 3 exons. The record is from RefSeq and is a predicted model, not a curated record.
AUGGGUUUACGUAUUUUCAUCAGCCCUCCUGAUGAGCGACCAUCAGAGAGUCAACCAUCCUCUCCUACUCCCCCUCUUCAUCCUGCCAGCUGUUCAUGCCCUCUCUGUCGAGCCCGCCUAGGCUCUAUGAGCUCAGGUAAUGCAGGAAGUCCUUCUAGCGAAACCCAGGUGGGAAGUUCCUCGCAGGCAGCGCCUUUCACGGCUUUUCUCCCACCGCACUCCAGAAACCCAACCAUAACCAGACCAGACGUCGAUAAUAGCCCAGCCAGAAACAAUGAGGAUGUCCGAGCGGCCCAGUUGCAAGUGGAAAAUGCAGAAGAGAAAGUGUGGGAAGCUGAGGCAGAAACUGAUGAAGCAAAGUCUUCGCUGCGAGAAGCCGAGCAGGAUGCCCGAGCGGCCCGGUUGCAAGUGGAGAUUGCAGAAGAGGAAGUGCGGGAAGCUGAGGCACAAGCUGAGGAUGCAAAGGAUUCGCUGGGAGAGGCCGAGUACAAAUGGCUGUUAGCGAAGAACUACCAACCUGGAAGACUCGCUCUAUCCACAGAUUUAUUCAAAACUGCUCCUAUGUCUUGUGGUCUACGGGUAUCAUCAAGAACGGAUCACCGAAAAUAA